Magallana angulata is the source of this 2364-nucleotide messenger RNA. RefSeq lists its product as uncharacterized. The record is from RefSeq and is a predicted model, not a curated record. NCBI's taxonomy places the organism in Eukaryota, Metazoa, Mollusca, Bivalvia, Ostreida, Ostreidae. The transcript has a single exon. Bases 1 to 2364 code for a protein of 787 amino acids.
AUGGAUAAGGAGUGUUGUCGUGACAAUAGUGGACAGUGGGUUGCACCAUUACCGUUCCGAGAGCCUAGAUGCAAAUUUCCAGAUAAUAGACAACAAGCACUGAGAAGAGCCAUUAUCUUAGAUGCUAACCUUAGAAAGAACCCAGUCAAGUGCGGACACGCAGUGACUUUUAUGAAACGCAUUCUGGAUGCAGAACACGCAGAACUAGCACCACCAUUAAAGAAAGAUGAAGAGUUCUGGUUCUUACCAAUCUUCAGCGUAUACCAUCCAAAGAAACCUGAUCAAGUCAGAAUGGUGUUUGAUUCAUCAGCUCAGUGUAAUGGGGUGUCAUUGAACAACGUGCUUCUAUCUGGUCCUGACCUAACAAACAGUCUACUUGGUGUUCUUUUGCGAUUCAGACUUGAUAACAUCGGAGUUAUGGCUGACAUUCAGCAAAUGUGUCACUGCUUUAAAGUGCGAGAAGAUCAUAGGAACUACUUACGUUUCUUCUGGUACUUAGAUAACGAUCCUCAGAAAAAAUUAGUGGAAUACAGGAUGUGCGUCCAUGUCUUCGGCAAUAGUCCAUCACCUGCAAUCGCUACAUAUGGGCUAAGGAGGACUGCAGAGAAUGCUGAAUCAACCUAUGGAAGUGAUGUCCGAAGUUUUGUAAAUCGCAACUUUUACGUUGAUGAUGGGUUGAUUUCGUUGCCAUCCACACAAGAGAUCGUUAGCCUGAUGAAGAGAACUCAACAAACCUUGUUGCAAGAAGGAGGACUUAGACUUUACAAAUUUGUAUCCAACAGCAGUAAUGUCAUGAAAUAUUUUCCUACUGAUGACCUAGCAAAGGACUUGAUGUCUCUCGAUCUAUCGAAGGAUAUUCUUCCCAUACAACGCAGCUUAGGAAUAAGCUGGAAUUUACGAUCUGAUGCAUUUACCUUCAGACUCUCCUUAGACAAGAAACCGUAUACACGCCGUGGAGUCCUUUCUUGUCUGAAUAGCUUCUAUGACCCCUUGGGAUUUGUUGCACCAAUUCUCAUCAGAGGGAAGUUACUGCUUAGAAAAUUUAUUGAAGAGUCUACAGACUGGGAUCAACAUUUACCUGAACAAUACCAAGGAGAAAGGGAGCAGUGGAAACAACAACUAUGGUAUCUAGAAAACCUGGAAAUUCCUCGUACUUACCUUUCCGUACCUACCGAAAAGCUCCUUCAGAAACACGUCCAUGUGUUUAAUGAUGCGUCCGAGGAAGCCAUUGCUGCAGUUGCCAUUUUAAGAGCAGAGGAUCAAGAUGGUAACUUUCACCAAGGACUCAUAGUAGGGAAAGGAAAAGUUGCACCUAAGAAGGCAGUCACCAUCCCUCGUUUGGAGUUAUGUGCUGCAGUGCUUGGUGUUGAGAUCUCUCAGAUCAUUCACGAUCAAUUGGAUAUUGACCCUACAGACAUUCAUUAUCAUACAGACAGUAAAGUUGUCCUUGGUUACAUCUACAACAGAACCAAACGUUUCUAUACUUACGUCAGCAACAGAGUACAGCAGAUUCAUAAAGUCUCCUCACCAGAGCAAUGGAGCUAUGUUCCUUCAGAACAUAAUCCUGCAGAUCAAGCAACUAGACCAAUCGCAGUUGAAAAUAAGAAAAACAGCCCAUGGCUUUGUGGUCCGAAACGAUGGUUCCUUGAAAGUAAAGACCAAGGCAAAACAGAUAUAUCUGAUAAUGACGAACAGAUGCCACAAGAGUAUGACCUCGUAGACUCAGAGAAUGACAGAGAGAUUCGACCUACGCUAAUAGUUAAAACAUUGCACAUUAAAGAACCUUCCAUUGGAACUGAAAGGUUUACCAAAUACUCAACCUGGGGAAGUUUAGUUUCAGGCAUUGCACGCUUGAAACAUGUUGCAAGAUGUUGGAGUGGAACAAUACCAUGUAGAGGAUGGCAUAUCUGCAACAAAGCGAAAGAUGUUGACCUAUAUCUUGAAAGAGAAAAACACAUCAUUCGAGCGGUCCAGGGUGAAGCUUUUCGAGAAGAGAUCAGAAGUAUCAGAGAAAACCGAGCUCUCAAUAAGAAGAGUUCACUUGUAAAGCUGAAUCCAGUUUUAGACCAUGAUGGUAUUUUGCAUGUAAGAGGCCGAUUGAUGAAAUCAGAGUUCGAAGUCACCGAGAAAAAUCCUGUCAUUAUUCCUGACAAACAACACAUAGCUACUCUGUUGGUGCGCCAUUACCAUCAGCUGACCAAACAUCAAGGACGCCACUUCACAGAAGGUUCAAUUAGAUCUGCUGGAUAUUGGAUAACAGGAGCCAAGCGUAUCGUGUCCUCGGUGAUAUAUAGCUGUGUGACUCGCAGAAAGAUGAGGAGAAAACCAGAACAUCAAUUCAUGGCUGACUUACCUGAAGAUUGA